Durusdinium trenchii is the source of this 2134-nucleotide messenger RNA. The record is from the annotation of a GenBank genome assembly. NCBI's taxonomy places the organism in Eukaryota, Dinophyceae, Suessiales, Symbiodiniaceae.
AACGGAACAAAUCAUCGUCCUCGUCUCCACCGGAACUCCUUCACGUCGCCAUGGGUCGCCGAGCGCCCAACAUCGCGUUGCUGGGAGCCUUCGCUGGCUUCGCCUGCACGGCGUUUCUGGUGGUCCGGCCAAGCCCAAGCCGUCUUCCACGUGCAGCAGGGCCGACCUUGGAAACAGCCAGAUCCACCUUCGACCAGCUCUUUGAGGAAGACCAACGACCCAUUGUCCUGUAUGAUGGUGUAUGCAACAUGUGCAACACUGCAGUUGACGUUGCGUUGCAGAAGGACCCUGAUGGCCGAAGGUUGCGAUUCUCUGCUCUUCAAUCCAAUGUUGGGCAAGAUCUCUUGGUCUUUUGCGGUAAAGAGGCUCAGGACUUGAGCUCAAUGUUGGUGGUGAAGCCUGAUGGAGAGUGCCUUGUAAAGUCCGAUGCUGUGGUCUUCGUUGGGCAGCAGCUUGAAGGAAGCAAGGUCUUGCAGGGAUUGAGCAAGGUAGCCGAAUCACUGCUGCCAAAGCCAGUGCGAGAUGGGGCAUACAAGGUCAUUGCGAAGGCCAUGGCUAUUAGGCUGGAGUCCAGCGGCUGGAGAACCGCUACAACGUCUUGGGGCGGAGGAGCGAGCUUCGUUUGGGGCAGGACGGUAUGGAAGGCCGCUUUGUCCAAAAGGAGCCCAAAGUUGCACCUGCUAGCAGCGCUUCCCCAUAGUGAUCAGUGAUAUACAGAUAAGUUUAAUGGUGCCAGGCAUAGCAGCAAAACAAAACUUGUAUGCUCCAGCAGGUUGUGUUUCACUGAUUCAAGAUUGAAAUAUGUAAGCUGAGAGCUUCAAGGGAUUGCUUUCUUCAGUUCGAACUUUAAUUUGGGUGGAAUUUUCGAGUGAGGAUUCUUCCACUCUUUCACAUGCCACUCAAGCUUCGCCCACUGUCCAUAGUCUGGCAGUGCCAUUGUCCCAUUGUCACUGCAUGCCGCGAACAGAUGGGAUGGGUACAAAGCUGACUCAAGUCACUUCAUAGCCAAGAAGAUUUUCGGGCGAGCGCAUUUUCGUCAGCAACAGCUUGCUACUGUACGCAUCAGAGAAGAUUGGUUGAAACAAAUGAUUUGAGAUGUUUUGAGGUAUAUCAUGCCAGAAGUUGGUGACUUGAUCUCGGUUGAUAUAGAAGUUUCUUGAGUAACCUCGCAUUUCAUCUCAAGCAAAGACAGAAGGACAAAUGAAGCUCAAGCGUUGCUAUUGAGCAAUUAGAAUAUAUAACCUAUGUGUGACCUGACAGAUCAGUUCAAACCACUCUGAGAGUAUGAAUCAGAGUACAGAUCAAUGGGCAUGAUUUGGCCAUGUAUUGUUGCCUUUUGUAGGAGUACUUCAUUUACAGUAGUUUUUUCUCCCAAUGAUCGUCUUGAGCAAUAUUUACUAUAUACGCUUUUCCAGAAGAGAUCGAAUCCAGUGUCUUUGCCCAAGCACAAACCCUCCAGAAGCUUCGAAGCUCAUUUUCCCAACACACCUGAAUUCUGACUCGUUCGCUCAAGUUCACCCUCUUGUGACUAGACAUAAAUGCGAACAAUGUGCGGUGCCAUGUAGGCACUCCAAUCGACGAGGUGACAUAACGCUGACCAGUAAUUUGUUUUAAGCACAAUUGCAUUGUGAUACAUAGAGGCUGUUUCAAUUCUCUGACUAUGGUGGAUAUGAUUAAUGAGUCGCUUUCGUUGGGACUGGUAUCCGGACCUGGCAGACAGCAAUUCACGAGAAUCCGCAUUGAACCAAUCUUCAUGAUCCUUUUGAAUCCUUUUUGUUAGUAGCGAUGGCCUCCAACCUAAUAGCGAUGGCCUCCACCUACUAGCUUCUAGCUACUACGCUUUGAAAUUGUCAGGUGUUGUGACGAUCAAAGAUUCUCCUCAUUUUGUGACACGCAGUUUGCAACCUUCCUGCCCUGACUUGUGCAGUGCUUGACCUUGUCGGAGGAGGCUCUUGAGGUGUGGUGCUGUCAGGUCUAGUGUGGCCGUUUGGAUUGUGGGAGACGCGAACAUGCGCAGCAGUCUUCUUAAUUGCUCAAGACAAGUUUCACCAGCUGAAAUUGUACAGUGUUGCAGAGCUGAUUGUCUGGUGAGGGGUACGAAACCAGCCAGCAACAGCCUGUUAUAGGUCAAAAA